CAAAUCCACGUUCUCACGCCACCCACCCCGAACCAGAUCGAUCUAGAUCAAGAGUUCUAACACAGAAUGUUCACUCCACUCCCCACCAACCCGUCCAUCAUCGUCCUCUGCCGGAGAUGCCUGGCCGACUCGCUGCGCGGCGGCCCCGUCCAGGCAACACCCGGGCCGCUGCCGCCGCAGCCUACCGCUCCUCGGUGGCAGCCUCCUCCUCGGUCCUGCCCGACGAGCUUGACCGGAGCUCCGACGCCUACGCCUGCAACGCCGCCGCAGUCGGCGGCCUCCUCUCCGACCUGCGCUCCCGCGUCUCCCAGAUCAUUUUGGGGCUCCAGAACUUCGACAGGUCCAAUGUUGCGUCUGUCGUCACGGCUGCGGAUAAGCAUGUCCCUAAAACAAAUGGAGACAUUCCUUCUUUUGAUGAAGCCUUUUCAGAUCACCGAAGACUUCUUGACAGGUUGGUGUUGUAUGUCCUGGUUGAGCUCAAGGGUAACGGAGAUGGCAAUUGUCAGGGUUCUGGUGGCGACGUCGACGGUCGUCAAGAGGUUCGUGGACUGGACGGUGGCGUGGUUGUCGAUGUAUUCGCCUCGCUCCUCCUCCUCUACCUCUGGCACCCGAGCACACGGCGUGCGGGGCAUUUGUACAUGGCUUCAUCCGCCCUCUAGUGGCAAGACACGAGGACGACAUCGACUGGGGCCAGCUGGAACCAAGGGCUAGGGAGAGGGACAUGAUGGCAUCACAAGUCACGACGGCGGCUACCUUCGGUCAGGUGUGGCUUGCUGAGGCUGCCCGAUGUGUAAUAUCAGUAGAGCUUACUUAGGUAGUUGCUUACCAAGUUGCUACGCACAACACUGUGUGAUUUGAAUUAUACAUGAGUUGCCGUUACAAUGAGGAA
This is a messenger RNA of Triticum aestivum (bread wheat), 889 nucleotides long. RefSeq names its product OVARIAN TUMOR DOMAIN-containing deubiquitinating enzyme 12. The record is from RefSeq and is a predicted model, not a curated record. Bases 117 to 659 code for a protein of 180 amino acids. The transcript has 6 exons. Lineage: Eukaryota; Viridiplantae; Streptophyta; Magnoliopsida; Poales; Poaceae.